AUGUGUGAGCUGAACAAGUUUACAGCGGAGAGACGGGAAGAGGCGGGCUCAGACGGAGAGGAUCUCAACCCGUCCAACAGUGCUCUACAGGGGCUGACUGUCACACAGCUGCGCACAGAGGAACUGGACGGCAGCCUGAAGGUGGUCUACCCCUCCAAAACAGACCUUGGCUCAUGCCCUGUUGGCCUGGUCCAUCCAACAGAAUCUCCAGCACUAGAGUUGGUGCUAAAGUCAGAGAUGAUUUCAGGAGAAAGGUGCUGGUCCCGGGGCUCUGACGCUCCUCAGACUCGCAGCGAGAUGGUGGCGGCUGGUUACUGA
Molecule: messenger RNA, 318 nt
Organism: Knipowitschia caucasica
Lineage: Eukaryota; Metazoa; Chordata; Actinopteri; Gobiiformes; Gobiidae
Source: the annotation of a GenBank genome assembly